Messenger RNA from Closterium sp. Yama58-4, 1284 nucleotides. The record is from the annotation of a GenBank genome assembly. NCBI's taxonomy places the organism in Eukaryota, Viridiplantae, Streptophyta, Zygnematophyceae, Desmidiales, Closteriaceae.
AUGUUGCGAAGCCGGCUCGUCCCAGCACCGCCACAGAUGACGCAGAACAAGGUACCACUAGCUCUGCAGGACCGCGAGCCAGGCGUCGAUGCAUCGACUCCCUUGCCAGACGUAGAAGCACCACCGAAAUCCUCCUUGCCAGACGCGCCAUUCGGAUUGGGUGCGGGUUCGACGAUCCACUCUCUCGCAUUCGACGAGCUUUUCCCGCCUCAGGUGCUCUCCGUGCGAUCACCGCUUCGCUACCACGAGCGAAGCUUCUCGCGAUACUUCCUGCGCGACGUGGGAGGCAUAAAGGGCAACGAUCAAUACAUCUACCGACAUGCCAAUGGACUCAUUGUGGUGGGCCUUGCUCCUUCUCAUGCAGCGCUGGCAGCAGAUCGCGCGAUCUCAGCCGUUGAUUUCCACGUGGGCAAGAGGAGCCGCCUGGAGAUGGAGGCCACUGGCAAGAACAAACAGAGGGCGACACCUCUGGAUGCCAACUCAGCUCUCUGCAAGAUCGUCAUGGUGACGUCACCUCCUGAUACAGUCACAACCGCUAGUGGUGACGCCAAAGCUGGCACCACACUUCCCAAUGUGACCCCUGCCGCAGUUUCUAAUGCGACAGAUCCAGCAUCUGGCAGCAUUGCUGCAGGCACUGGCAGCUUGAUUGGCGUGUCAGAAAGAGCAGCAGCUCUGCUCGCUGCCACGGAUACAGUCACAGCAGCUGAUUCAGUCACAGCAGCUGACACAGUCACAGCCAUUGAUACAGUCACAGCCACUAAUACAGUCACAGCCACUAAUACAGUCACAGCCACUGAUACAGUCACAGUUACUGAUACAGUCACGGCCACUGAUACAGUCACAGCUGGUAAUACAGUCACAGCUGGUAAUACAGUCAGAACUGCUGACGCACUUACAGGUUCUCGUGGUGCAGCCGCAGAUGGCGGUAAUCCAACCAAAGCCAACAAGAGGAGCAGAGAUAGCGAGGAAAAGCAGCCGAACAAAGGGGGUAGUUUGGGAUCAAGAGACGAGAAAGAUGACGCAGGAAGGAAUGGGCAGAGGCAGGAAAAUGGGCAAGGAGGAGAGAAGAAUGGGCAGGGAUAUGGAUUCUACGUUGCAAGGUGUUGUGUCAAGGGUCGCCUGAUAGAGGUCAAUCGCCAGCUGGCCACCCACCCUACACUGCUCAGAGACAAAGCAGCAUCAGAGGGGUACAUUGCAGUGCUGCUGCCACAUCCUGCUGACUGGGCAGCGGCACUACCAAGGCUCUUGACAGCGAAUCAAUAUGAAAAUGCCAAUAAACAGUAG